Messenger RNA from Anopheles bellator, 1383 nucleotides. Its product is annotated as endochitinase-like. Gene Ontology annotation, molecular function: chitinase activity; chitin binding. Gene Ontology annotation, cellular component: extracellular region. Lineage: Eukaryota; Metazoa; Arthropoda; Insecta; Diptera; Culicidae. The record is from RefSeq and is a predicted model, not a curated record. Bases 53 to 1279 code for a protein of 408 amino acids. The transcript is spliced from 3 exons. Gene Ontology annotation, biological process: carbohydrate metabolic process; chitin catabolic process.
GGAAACACUCGGGGGGAAUCGUAGUUACUGCAUCUCGCUUCGACCAUCAGAAAUGUUGGCAAAAGGUGCUCUGAUAUGGAUUACAGUUCUCUUCACAAUUGCACUCAACACCGUUACUGCUUCACCCCGGUUGGUAUGCUACUACACAAACUGGAGCCACGGUAGACCGAAAGAAUACUCGUAUCGAAUCGAGGAUGUACCAGGAAAUCUCUGCACACACGUAGCAUACACCUUUCUCGGCGUGGAAGAGGCCACAUCGGAGCUUGUGUCGUUGAAACCGGAUUAUGAUAACCUUCAAGAUGGGUUCGGACGAUUCCGAGACCUGAAGGGCCGUUUUCCGCAUCUGAAACUCAUGGUUUCGGUGGGUGGUUGGACUCACGGUGGUAGUGUCUUUAGCAAGAUGGCUUCGACGAGAAGCAGUCGAUUAAAGUUUGCCAUAAGUGUGGUGCACUUCAUGGAAAAAUAUGGCUUGGACGGUUUUGAAAUCGUAUGGCUGUGGCCGGGCGCGACCGAACGUGGCGGCAAACAAGAGGAUAAAGAUAAUUUCUACUAUUUGAUCGAUGAUUUAAAACGCGAAUUUCAGAAAGCUGGCGAAUCUUGGGAGGUAAUUGUGCAAGUCCCGGUUGAUCGUGCUCGACUGGUGGCGGGAUAUCAUCAGGAGUCUCUUUGCCAGGUGUCUGAUUACAUUCAUCUAGCAGGGUAUGACCUUCGUGGUCCGUGGACAAAUGUAGCAGAUGUGCACAGUUCGCUGAAACGCCGCGCUCACGACCAUGACUAUUUCUACACCUUUAACAUUGAAGACGGGGUCGACACGUGGCUAAACAACGGAUGUACACCCAAUCAAAUUGUGCUCGGUCUCCCACUUUACGGUAGAAGUUAUACUUUGAUAUCUUCCGCGGAAACCAGCCCCGGUUCGGGCGUGAUCGGUGCUGGCAAGAUAGGUCCAUUCACCAACGACCCAGGGCUACUGGGGUAUUUCGAGAUUUGUGACCAGCUCAAGGACGGUAAUUGGACGACCGAGUGGGAUUCGAUUGCCGAGAGUCCUUACACACAUCUGGGCGAUCAGUGGAUAGGGUACGAAAACGAGCGAUCUCUCGAGACCAAGACUAGGUGGGCAACGGAGAAAGGGCUUGCCGGUGUUUAUGUCUACACACUAGAUUUGGAUGAUUAUAGAGGAAAAUGUGGGGAAGCGUAUCCUCUCGUCAGAACUCUUCAUAAAUAUCUGGAAAGUUACUCAAAAACGGACGAAGACUUUUCGUUUGCCAUAUUCCGUUCGUAACCUUGCGAUUCUAUAAUUUAGUGAAAUAAAACGGAACAUUCCGCAGUUUUAUUUAACUAAUUACCAAUUAUACCUAUUAUGACACGAUUGUAGGUUAUCGUUAC